AUGGGACGAAAUCUAAAGAUCUCAAAAACCAUAAAGUAUCUCGGACUUACAUGGGAUCAGGGUCUCACAUGGCUGCCCCACCUUCAAGACAUCAGAGUCAAGACAGCAAAUAUAGCUAAGAAAGCCAGACAAUUCCAGGGAAGCAACUGGGGGCAAAACCCUCACAUCCAGAAACUGCUAUAUCUAACGGUAGCGGAGAGAAUUGUUCUUUACGCAUCGGCUAUAUGGGCGCAACCAAUGAGCAGUCGCAAGAUCAAACUCUUGACAACAAUACAACGGCCAUUUGCUCUAAACAUAAGUAGGGCAUAUAGGACAACGGCAUCAAGUGCAAUAACGGUCCUUGCGGGACUAACACCCCUGCACAUAAAGGCCAGCAUAGAAGCUGCAUAUGAGCGCCUAAUUAGGCUAAAACAAGAUGCCAACUUUGCUGGCACCGCCUUCCAUGCAACACAGUAUGAAUUACCAGGGAGUGUGCAGUAUGUGCACCCGGCACACAAAAGUAAAGGCAUCCAUGUCGUGACAGCACAACACCCAACGCCUCUCAGAGAAACUCCACAUGUGAACUCACGAUUCUACACCGAUGGAUCAAAGCAUGACAAUGGAGUGGGAUGCGCCUUCGUUCACUUCAAAAAUGACCGAGUGGAAAGCAAAUGGAAAGGCCAUCUCGCUACCCACAACAGCAUUUUCCAGGCAGAAGCUGUGGCAAUAGCAGCUGCAAUUCAGUAUGCUCAGGAUAUCAAUCUAGCAGCAACCGAAAUUCACACAGACAGCAUGUCAGUGCUACAGGCAAUCAUGAAUCACCACCAUACCUCACCCACAAUUAUAGCAAUCCAACAGCUCCUGCGUAACAAUAUGCAAACACACAUCAAACUAAUCUGGGUGAAAGGACAUGAUGGCAUAGAGGGUAACGAGAUGGCAGACCAGUUAGCAAACGAGGCGGCACUCAACAACGACGCGCGCAAGAGGUGA
Messenger RNA from Stegodyphus dumicola, 969 nucleotides. RefSeq lists its product as uncharacterized. The record is from RefSeq and is a predicted model, not a curated record. Lineage: Eukaryota; Metazoa; Arthropoda; Arachnida; Araneae; Eresidae.